CUCAUGCAGAGCGGGUCAGCCCGUAGGUGAUUCUGUGUGACAUCUGAACUCUGCUCUUUCCAUGUCUCCAGGAGGAGUAUGGAGCUCCCCUGUGGGGCUGUUGGGCUGCAGGUUCUGCUAUUCCUUGUGUCCCGGGGCACUGAGGGGGAGAACUUCACGCUGCUCAUCUCGAUGCCCAACACCUCCGUCCCCUUCAGCGCUGGGCGGAUUGGCGCCGGGGCCCUGAUUGCCAUCGACAAGGUCAACCUGAGCCCAGAGCUGCUGCAAGGUCAUCGCCUUAACUACAUAUAUGUGGACGAUGACUGCGAUGCAGUGAUGGGGCCCGGGAGGAUCGUGACCCUCCAGCGUGAGAACCACUUCAGCGCCUUCAUAGGACCGUCCUGCUCCAAGGUGUGCUCCUUAACCGCCAGGCUGGCCGCUUACUGGAACAUCGCCGUGGUCAGUCCGAUCUGCGCAGAUCAGGAGUUCCUGGACAAGAAGGACUUCCGCACGCUCACCAGAGUGUUCGGCCCUUUCACCAAGAUGGGCUCCUUCUUCGUUCGCAUCUGCGAGCACUUUGGGUGGAAGCGCAUCGGGAUCAUCUACGACCGCCACGUUUCCUGGAACAUACCUGCCGAAGGCAUCAGAUUUGCGGCGGAAAAUAAUUCCAUCACCGUGGCGAAAUACGUCGAGUUCCAGGACUCCAGUGACCAGGACGACUCCUCCUUCACGCAGACCCUGUGGCUGGUGACUGCCGUGUCUCGCAUUAUUGUGAUCUCAGCCCGGGGAGAGGCGGUUCGGAGGUUCCUCAUCGCAGCCCACAGGCAGGGCUGGACCAAUGGCGACUUUGUCUUUUUCUCCUUCGAACCCUACAAGCAGAAGGAGAUGUUUGGCGACUUCACCUGGAAGAAAGGGGACGACGCCGAUGCCGCUGCCAGAGAGGCCUUCCAGGCCCUCUUCCUGCUGUCGCUCUACAAGCCCAGUGAUGAGAGCUACUUGAACUUCUCGGCGGAUGUUGUCCGGCGGUCGAGAGAAGACUUCGGCUACAGCUACGCCCCCAACGAAGAGGUGUCCAUCCUCGCUGCCAUGGCCCAUGAUUCCGUGUGGCUGUACGCUCAGGCGCUGGACGAAAUCCUCUCUGAGAACGGGAACCCGUAUGACGGCUUCGCCAUCACUCGCAAAAUGUGGAACAGAACAAUCCGAGGUAUUCAAGGUAAUGUGUCCAUAGAUGACAACGGAGACAGAGAGCUGGCCUACACGAUGUACCACAUCCAGAACGACGGGGUGUUUAAUGUGAUUGCAAAUUACUUUGGGACGAGUAGGAUCUACGAACAGGUGCCAGGGGUGCAGGUGCGAUGGCCUGGGGGACGGUCCACCCCCCCGAAGGACACACCAGACUGUGGAUUCAAAGGGGAGCUCUGCUCCCACAGCGAGAAGAGCCUGAAUGCAUCGUUGGCAUUGAUCGUCUGCCUGCUGGCUGCAGGGACGCUGGCCAUAGCUGUGCUCCACAGGAAGUACAAGCUCCAGAAGAGGGCCUCGAUGAUGCUGUGGAAGGUCAACCCCAAUGACGUGGCUGGGGAAGAACAGCGGACGUCGUCCUCAGAGCCUCGAACACCGUUCUGGAACCUUCCUAUGUCUGACCUGAGUAGCGGCUCCUCUGAACGAGAAGUGACCCCUAGUGAAGCGGAAGGUCGGCUGAUGUCAAGCGGGACGGUUCUGUAUAAGGACGUGAUGUGUUCGAUCCGCUUCCUCCGCGUGAGAAGUGUCAGUCUGACCGGUGAACUUCUUACUGAGUUGCAGCAGUGCAGAGACCUGAACCAUCCUAACAUCUGUGGAUUUGUUGGUGCUUCGCUGGAACCGCCCCAUCUGUUCCUGCUGAUGGAGUACUGUUCCAAGGGGAGCCUACAGGGGUGUGGUUUCUUUAAUUUACUUUGGUUUCGUUUUGUUUGCUCGUACAAGUGCCCUGAGACAGUGGGGUGGUUUGUGCUACAGGACAUUUUGAGGAAUGAUUCCAUCAAACUCGACUGGACCUUCAAGUAUUCUCUAAUGCUGGACAUUGUGAAGGGGAUGGACUACCUGCACUGCAGCUCUCUGCGAUCACAUGGGCAUCUAUCCUCCUCCAACUGCGUGGUGGACAGCCGCUUUGUCCUGAAGGUCACUGACUUUGGGCUCAGCCAGUUGCGAUGGCCAGCGGGGGUUCCAAGCCCACAGGACCACUGGCAGCGCCUGCUGUGGAGAGCCCCAGAGUUGCUGAGGACCACCAUGCCACCCAACGGCACCCAGAAAGGUGAUGUCUACAGUUUUGGCAUCAUUGUCCAGGAGGUCAUCUACCGCCGUGAAGUCUUUUACAUCCCCAACUGCACUCUGAAGGCCAAAGACAUUGUCGAGCGGGUGAGGGCUGGUGGCUGCAGCCCCCUCCGACCGCACGCCGACCGCGCUGACUGCCCCGAGGCUGUGGAGAGCUUGAUGAGGAGCUGCUGGUGGGAGAAGCCUGCUGAGAGGCCCGACUUCUCCACCCUGAGGACGCUGGUGAGGAGGCUCUCCCCCAGUGGGGGCAGUGACAACAUCCUGGACAACCUGCUGUCACGCAUGGAACAAUACGCUAGCAACCUGGAAGAGGUGGUAGAUCGGCGUACCGCCCAGUUCCUGGAGGAGAAGAAGAAAGCGGAGAGCCUUCUCACGCAGAUGUUGCCACGCUCUGUUGCCAUCCAGCUGAUAGCUGGGAAGAUGGUGGAGGCAGAAACCUAUGAUUGCGUUACCAUCUAUCUGAGCGACAUCGAGGGGUUCACGGCCAUGGCUUCCACCAUCACUCCCAUGCAGGUUGUGGAUCUGCUGAACGACUUGUAUACCAGCUUUGACAAAAUCAUCGACAAUCACGAUGUUUACAAGGUGGAGACCAUCGGUGAUGCCUACAUGGUGGUGUCGGGUCUGCCUAUCCGAAACGGUGACGACCAUGCCAGAGAGAUCGCCCGAAUGUCUCUGGCUGUCCUCCGGGCCAUGGAGCGGUUCGAGAACAAGCAUGUGCCCAACCAGAAGCUUAAGGUCCGGAUUGGGCUACACUCAGGACCAUGUGUGGCUGGCGUCGUUGGACUGAAAAUGCCCCGUUACUGUCUAUUUGGUGACACGGUGAACACGGCUUCGCGGAUGGAGUCUUACGGCUUGCCGCUCCGAAUCCACGUCAGCAACUCUACCAAGGCCCUCCUUGAUAAAUUCAGAUCAUUCCAGCUGGAGCUGCGGGGAAACAUUCACAUGAAGGGCAAGGGUCCCAUGACGACAUACUGGCUUCUGGGAGAGAAACCGUGAAAUUUGGGGUAGGGGGAGGGAAUCAUGUCUCAUAUUAAAAAAAUCACAGUCAGUUUACACAAUCUGUUAUGCAACUUUCUUUUUAGUGUUUCAUUUUGCGUGCAGCAUCGUGAUGGCGAAUUUAAAUCGUCGCAUUAUCUGGCGGGUUGUGAUUUAUUAAAUUAGUCCUUCAAUGAAUCUUAUUUGAUGUACAUAAAGGAAACAAUCGCUCAGAGUAUAUUAUUACUAUUAUUAUUUCCAUUGUCCUUUUUAUUUUUAUUAUUUGCCAACACCUUUCCCCAAGGCACUUUUUUCACAUUUUCCGUGUAAUGGUAGUGAAGAAUAUUAUGAAACACAUGUAAAAGAGCAGCUAUUUCUAUUAAAACCUGGGAAUAACGGGGGAUUUUGCUUUACUGCUUUGAAAUGAGGA
Molecule: messenger RNA, 3691 nt
Organism: Scleropages formosus (Asian bonytongue)
Lineage: Eukaryota; Metazoa; Chordata; Actinopteri; Osteoglossiformes; Osteoglossidae
Product: atrial natriuretic peptide receptor 1
Biological process (GO): cGMP biosynthetic process; intracellular signal transduction; receptor guanylyl cyclase signaling pathway
Cellular component (GO): plasma membrane
Molecular function (GO): ATP binding; protein kinase activity; guanylate cyclase activity
Source: RefSeq, a predicted model, not a curated record